Messenger RNA from Bactrocera dorsalis (oriental fruit fly), 9130 nucleotides. RefSeq lists its product as uncharacterized. Bases 3017 to 3679 code for a protein of 220 amino acids. The record is from RefSeq and is a predicted model, not a curated record. Lineage: Eukaryota; Metazoa; Arthropoda; Insecta; Diptera; Tephritidae. The transcript is spliced from 4 exons.
AAAACUAUAACUAAUUAAUAUGUGAAAUAUAGUUUUAGAAAGCCUUCGUUUUAAACGCUAAUAAGCUAUGAAUAAAAUUGCUAAUUAUUUCGUAUUUCAAGCCCGAAUUUCAAACGAUACCUGAAUGGAACAGUUCAGAUUUGUCCGACAAGCGACGCGGACGCAGCGACGGAGUGUAACAAAAGCGCGACGGUGGCAUUUGUGUGGAGUCGAGUUAAGUGGUGGCAGAAAAUUGGUGAAAUUAACCAAAUUGCAGUGAAAGAAUUGAAUAUAAAUAAUCAUAAUGAAUGCAAUUAACAAGUGAAAAGUAAUUGAAAUACGUGUAAGUAAUUGUGGCAAAGUUUAGCAAAGUGUUUUUGAAAUCCAGUUGAAUUCAUACACAUAGUUUUCUACAAGAAAAAUUCAGAAAUCGGUGAGAAAAACGAAGAAGGAGUGGAUGAAAAGUGUACGCAAAACAAGAAUUUUUGUGUACUCCACGAGCGAGCGCGAGUACGAAGCAGCGGCGAAGAAGAUUGCCGUCGAGCCGUCACUGAAAAUCAAAGUGGAAAGCAAAACGGGCGAAAAAUAGUAAAGUAGGAAGGAAAAAGUCCUUAAACGAAACGAGGAAAAUUUGUGUUUUCUGUGAGAGAUAACUUCCAAAGUAUAAAAGUUACGUUUUCGUUUGUGUUUAUACAUAUGUAUAGGUGAUUGUGAAAAUUUUGAAAAGUGAAAAGUGAAGAGUGCAAGCAAAUAUUUAUCCCUUUUGCAACGUUGGAAUGCGCAUUUGUGGCAGCAAAUAUAUCGCAAAGGCAAUUUCGUGGCAUUACUUUUUAACGAUACGACACGGCAAACUGAGGGAACAAAGUUACACAACAACACCAGCAACAAGAACAACAACAAUUGCACAUACAUACUGCUGACACUUGGCAAACGCAAUACGAAGACGGACACCAGCGUAUUGCAGUGCUUUGGAAUGUUGCAGCAACGCCAGCCGCUCACAAUAUUUGCCGUUUUUUGUGGCGGCUGCUGCUGCUGUUGCUGUCAGUGACAAACAAGGCGACCUGCAACCGAUGCGAAAAAUGCAGACACAACUGCUUACACUCGAAAUUGUUUUAGUUUUUUCACCACCCGCUUUUGCGUGUGUGCACCGUAUUGCUUGCAACAACAGACGCGACGCCGGAAGGCAGCAGCGUGCACGAGUGUCGCUUUAUCAGCGUGAAUAAAUUUCGUAAGAAAUUUUUAUCAACGUGAUAGCAGCAAUAAAAGCGAAAUAGUGUGCAGCAGCAGAAGUGGCAACUGAAAAGUGUGGCAGGCAAAGAAAUCGAUUCGAUACGUGUUGCCAAAAAGCGAAGAGCGACUGAGCUGAGUGUGCAGCGCGGCAAGGCGUUGAUAAAUAGACAUGAAAAUAAAAAAUAUCACAAAGACAAAUUCCAGCGGCAGCUGUACAGUUAAAUAUGCAUGUGGAACAUUGUAAAUAAAAAGCAAAAACAAAAACAAAACUGAAAGUUAAGUGAUAAAAAAAUUUAAGAAAAGAAAAAAUAUUAAAAAAAGUUGAAAAAAAUAAAAAUAUUCAAACAUAAAUAAAAAGUGAAACGUGUAUGCAAGUUGCAAGUGAACUAAAGUAAAUAACAACAACAACAACAAAUAAGCAGCAAAUUGAAAACAUAUAGUAGCAUAACGAGUGCAACCGACCUGAGUGAUUUCCGCGCCCCUGCAAAUGCGUUAAUAAACGACGAUUUGUUUAACAUUUGUAGCCGCCGAUAUUGGACUGUCUGUGUGCUCAGUGCAUGCUUAUUGACAAUCGUAGCGCAGACAGGACGGACGGCAGUCAGUCGAGUUGUCAACGUGCGUUCGAUAGACACUUACAAGGCGUCCGGCAGUGUCACACACGCAGCCCAGCGAGGAGUCGCAAUUUCAGAGACGAAUACGCGCUUAGUCGGAGAGACCAGUUGGAUAGACAGUCAGACAGUCAGUCAGUCAGUCAGAUAAAGUGCAGACAAUCAAGACAAGCUUUUAGUGCAGCACAGACGUCACACUUACAGUUAGACAAGCGGGCAGUCCCUCACAGUCAGUCUGUCAGUCAGCUCGCUCGCCAGUUGAGUUUGUCACAUAUUGAAGGCACAUUGAAGCGACGUUCCCAGCAUUGACAGCAGACAUUGACGCAACAACAACAACGCCCAGCGCUCAGUGAAUUUUUAAACAAGUAAUAAAUUUCUAUAUAAACUGUCGAGACAACUGAGCAGUGAGUGAAAGAUACAAAACGCAAGCGCGCGCAUCAAAACCGACGCAGCGGUAAAUUGACAGCUUUACGAGUAGGAGGCGGCGAGCAAAAAGUGACGGAGUAUACUUUGUUGCAAGUAGAUCAAGAGCGCAUACGCACAUACGGAUAUUUUAAAGCGACAGAGACAAACGCACCGCGGUGUUGUUGUUUGUUUACAAAGCGUAGCGGCCAGCCUGCAAGAGUUUGAAGCAGUUCGAGUGUGUAAAAACAAAAACCGCCGACUCCAUACGAGCGCGUAACAAGCGACGCAACGAGUAAACGCGUAAGCAUUUUGACGCAUACUGCCACGCCCAUAUACGCCAACCCGCCGAGUUUAAAAACAACAUAACUGUAGGUUGGCCUCGGCAAUACGGCAAUACCACCCGCUGUUCCAGAGCGCGUACGCGAGUUGUUAGCCGAGCGCGCCGUGUGGUGCGACGUCUUCCUGCGCAAGCAGCGCAGCGCAGCUCAGCAGAGAUCAAAUGUAAAUGAACAGUGAAAAUAUAUUGAAAAAUAUGCAAAAUAUUUUUAGUAAAAACAAAUAAAAUUGUAUAAAGCUUGCGCGCUGCAAACGAUGACUUGCUCUCAAAAUUUUACUCAACAGCACAACAACACAAACAACAGCAAUACAAACAAAAACCAGCUAAAAAAGCAUACAAGACAUACGCUUGUGGACACAGCAGAGCCAGCAACAGUCAACACUCAGCUACAACAACGACAACACAAGAGCGCGCUUGUUGUUGUCUCCACGCCAGUGCCACAUAAAUUCAAUGGAAAAUGAUGUGCUACGGCAACAGCAGCAGCGCCAGCAAGAGCAACACCAACAACACGUGUAACAACAAAUACAUUUGUGGAAGCGCACACAGCAUUGGCAGCGACGUCGACUGCAACUGCAGUUGGCUAACCGCCGCCAGCACGACGAUCAGCGCGCAUGCUUCGACAACGUCCGCAUUGGCGUCCAAACAGCGCAGCAGCAGCAGCUAUAAGAAGUAUCGCAGAGCGAAAGCGCUCAACGACGAGCAAAGCAGCUGCGACUCGAGCUCCAGUAAAAACAGCAACAAAGAUGACGCACAGCGCUUAGAAGACCAUUGCAGCAGCAGCCGAAGUAGUAAUGCAAUUACGUCAUUAACGCCCGCAUCCGCGCUCACAACAGCGACAGCGGCCAAUUCAUGCAGUUCCACAUUACACCAACGACGGCGACGCAACGAUGCUGCGCUUACCGCUUACUGCAGUGCGGCGGGCUCAAACUCGUCCGUUGCUGUGGCGUUGGCCGCCGGUUUGAGCAUUUGUCGCGCCUUUAGCUUAUCGUUAUGCAUGCUGCUGUUGCUGCGAGCAGCGCCCAGCGUGCACGGCAUUGCUGUCGGUGUGGACACGGCCAAUGCCAACAUCACAGAUUUGGGUAGUCCCGGUGGGUAUUCGACGACUAUUUAUAGUACUUAAUUAUUACACUUAUUUUAUAGUAGUCUUUAAGUAUUUGAUAAGCCAAGAAAUCGUACAAAACUUGCUGCUGCUGCCAACCAUACAUUUUCGGUUUUCUCCUGAAAUUAUAUGUAAGCCUUUUGGAUCUGUCCUCCAUAACGCUACUAGCCGAAAGAAAACCUCGGAGACUCUCUAAUAUAUGUACAUAUAUUUUACAUAUUAUACAUGAUCGACGUGACGAGCUCAGUUGGUUUAGCCAUUUCCGUCUGUCUAGCUGCCUGUACGUCCGUAUGUCUGUAAACACGGGACAUAGUGCCACAGUUUUUGAGAUAUCGAUCUGAAAUUUUGCGUACGUUCUUUUCUCCCCAAGAAGCUACUCAUUUGUCGGAACCGCCGUUAUCGGUACACUAUAGCAUAUAGCUGUCAUACAAACUGAACGAUCAAAAACAAGGACUUGUAUGGGAAACUUUUUAUUUGACAAGAUAUCUUCGCGAAAUUUGAUGUGUAAUAUUGUCCAAGGCAUUGCUACCAUCUCCUUAAAAAUUCUUCAGAUCCGGCCACUUUACCUUAUAGCUGCCAUACAAACCCGCAGAACCCAGACCUUGCAUGGCAAACUUUUUUAUUUGAUAAGUUAUUUCCAUGAAAUUUAGCACAGAUGAUUUUCCAAAGCAAAGCAAAACUCUCCGAAGAAAUUGUUCGGAUCGGACUACUAUAGCAUAUAGCUGCCAUACAAACUGACCGAUCAAACUCAAGUCCUUGUAUGGAAACCUAUUUUAUUUGCCGAAAUAUAUUUACCAAAUUUUACAUGGGUUGUUAUGCUAGGCAAUGCUACAAUCCCAGAAAAUUUUGUUUAGAUCAUACGGCUAUAACAUAUAGCUACCAUACAAACUGAAGGAUCAAAAUCAAGUCCUUAUAUGGAAACUUUUUUAUUUGACAAGAUAUCUUCACGAAAUUUGACAUGAAUUUCUUUCAAAAACAACGGUAUAAUAUUCCAAGAAAUUUUUUAGAUCGGACGAAUAUAGCACAUAGCUGCCAUACAAACUGAAGGAUCAAAAUCAAGUUCUUAUAUGGAAAACUUUUUUAUUUGACAAGAUAUCUUCACGAAAUUUGACAUGAAUUUCUUUCAAAAACAACGGUAUAAUAUUCCAAGAAAUUUUUUAGAUCGGACGAAUAUAGCACAUAGCUGCCAUACAAACUGAAGGAUCAACUUAAACAUCUUCUAUGAACAACUUUUUUAUUUAACGAGAUAUCUUCUCGAAAUUUGAUGUGGAUUAUUAUCCAAAGCAGUAGUACAAUCUCCGAAGAAAUUAUUUAAAUCGUAUGACUAUAGCUUAUAGCUGCCAUACAAAUUGACCGAUCAAAAUAAAAUUCUUGCACGGAAUCGUUUGUGUUUUGCAAAACUUCGUUGCAGAAAAGUUAAUAAUUUUUCAUAUAUUAUUUUAAAAAGGUCUCAAACUUUCACAUUAGAUAAUAACUGGACGCUUUAUCGAGUAUUCCUUCUCGGGUUGCAUGUUUUCUCGGCUUAGUUUUAGUUACAAAAAAAUACAGAAACUGUUACUUAAAUUGCUCCAACUGUUUAAACAUCUUGGCCUUGCUGGUUUGUUUUUUAUAUACCACUCAGAGUGCUCCCACAUUGCCCCGAUUGAACAAUAUACCACGUCUUGAGGCACAAUUUCCUGUUCAGCAAUUAUUCAUUUACGCCAACAGCGGCCCCGAAAGUGGGGUAGCCACGAGAAUGCCUGCACUAUACAAGUGCAGAGAUACAUACAUACAUGCAUGUGUAUACUUGUAUAUGUACAUAUGCCUUUAUUUGGGCAUGUGGUAUAUGCUUGUAUAUGUGUGUGUGUGUCACACUCGCAUAAACGCCGUCAAAGUUCAGUGGCCAAUUCACUUAUGCGCUGCCGGGAAUCAUUGUCGCACCGUUUGUCAUCAUGUCCUUUACCCAACGCACACACGUAUGUACAUAUACUUACCUUGUAUAUUAUGUGUGUGUGUCGCAAUUGCCUGAACUUUAAUAGUUUUUGUUGCGUCGACACUCGGCAUUUUCAUUUUCGUUUCAAUUUAUUUUUCUACUUCUUUGCGUUACUGCCAUUCGCAUUGAUUUCUUGUUGUUUGUACAUUUGUUUCCUUUCUUCUCAUUUUUUUCACUUUUGUUGUUGUACACCUGCAUUUUUAGCGCGCCCCUGUCACACUACCGCAUUUUAUGCCAUUUCCUUUGCCACAGCAAGCACCCGCAACCGACUUCUCAGCGUUACCUCAAAGCAAUAGCGCCACGCCACCGCCACCACCAGCAGCGGCAGCAGCAACCCGGUCCCAUUCAGCCAAGCAGUGCCUCUAAGCAUCAAUUAACCCAAUUUUCAAAUCCAUUUGCACUGCUACGCCGCAAAAUUGCAGUUGGCCGGAGCGUAGAAGUGGCGAAGUGACUACCGUUGCCUGCCACCCGUGCUGGCGUUCACCUUAUAGCCUUAGGAUGUGCCACCAACAACUAAUGCGCCGCACCGCCACUUCAUUUUCUCUUCACACCAGGGCGGCGACCCCUCCACUGCUCAACCAAACGCUUCCGUCAUAACUAUAUAUGUAUAACGGAUGUGUAUUAGGGUGGGUCAGAAAAAUGUAAAGUUAAAAAAUAGGUUUUUAGACACCUGUGAGUAAGUUACGCCACAAUAAGCCAUUUUGUAGAGCAGAAAAUUUCCUAAAAACUGUCAUGAUAUUUUUUUCAACAAAACUAUCAUGACAUUUUUUUCACUGAACUCAAAAAUUAAUAGGAAAAUUCGUUUUAAAGUAAUCAAAAUUUAAUAAAACUAGCAUGACAUUUUUUCCCAUAAAACUAUCAUGCGAUUUUUUCACUGACUUUAAAAAUCCAUAAGAAAAAAAUGUGUUAAAAUAAACAAAUUUCAACAAAAAUGUCAUUAUAUUGCUUAGAGAUGUCUAAGAAUUUUCUAAAUUUCAGAGAACCAAGCGAAAAAAAAAUUUAUUUUUAUUUUGACCCACCCUAAUGUGUAUGUGUUUGCUUAGAAAUAUAUACAUUUAUAUUGAGACUUACUUAGGGGUGUCUAAGGACCUAUUUUUCGAAGAAUCCGUCGAAAAAACUUUUUUUGAUCCACCCUAAUGUGUAUGUAUUUGCUUUGAUAUAUAUACAAUUAUAUUGAGACUUACUUAGAGGUCUCUAAGAACUAAUUUUCAGAGCACCAAGCGAUUUUUUUUUACCCACCCUAAUGUGCAUGUGUUUGCUUUGAAAUGUAUACAAUUAUUUUGAAACGUACCUAGAAGUGUCUUAAGAAUUUAUUUUUCAAAGUAUCCAGCGAAAAAAAUAAUUUUUAUUUUGACCCACCCUAAUGAUAUAUGUUUGCUUUGAAAUGUAUACUAUACAUAUAUAUUUGUAUUGAGUUAGCGCAGCUCAGUGCUAAAUUCCCAACGGCGCUUCAUGUGUGUGUGUGUGUGUGCAGCGUGUAGGCCCAACCAAGCCAACACCACCCACUGGCACGCUUUAAACUACAUACAUAUGUAUACACACACACACAUAUAAAUGUGGCUAUAUGAUUCAAGUGCGCCGCUAGUUGGUGACGUUUGCCAAAGGUGGCAGCAGCAGCUUUGCCAGUUGUUGGCCAUUUUCCGCCAAUUCUCUGUACGAUUUCCACGCUUUUCUAUUCUUAUUCUUACAUAUACAUAUGUCUAUAUAUACAUAUAUAUACAUAUGUAUAUAGUAUGGUAUACACUAUUAGUUUUACGCUUUUAUUUACGUAUGUGUGUGCGUUUUAUGCUACACGUUUCUGCCCCCAGCGGAGUAUUUAAGUCUAUUUGCAGAGUUGUUGUUGCUGUCGUCAACGUUGUUGAUUUGGUUUGGUUCGAAUUGGAUUGGAUCGCCGGUGGAUUGGUUUAGAUUGGAUUGUACUGGAUAUGGCGGCGCCUGCACCUGCCUAAUAUAAUUUCUUUUUUUUUCUUAAUUAAAAUCUAAUUCCCGUUACUUUGUAGCAUUUAAAGCAUUUCAAUUUCAGCAAUAACAAUAAUAAAAUUUUCGCUUUUCAGCCAAUCAGCCAGAAUUGUUAACGUUUAAUUUCCUUACAGCAUUACACUAAUACAUACAUACACUAAAAAUAUAUAUUUUCUUUUUGACAGAAAAAUACUUUACUUUUCAGCACAUAAUGGCACAUACGUACAUGUAUGUAUGUAUGUAUGUGUAUAAGAUAUUUUUAUUUGUCUUUGCAGUGUACGAUUUUACGGGGAGGGGACCGUUGUUGCCGGAAAACACUAAAAUCACUAAUAUUUAAAAUAACUUUAUUUUCAGCGUUUUUUUUAUAAAUUAUAAAUAAUAUUUUUUAGGAAUUUUUAGGACAGUCAGCAUUAUUAACUUAUUACAAAUUUAAUAUAUAAUCAUAAUAUUUAUAUAUUUUCAGAGUUUCGCUUGUGAAAUCGCCUCAAAGUUUAACUCUUAAUCGCAAUUUCACUUUCAGCUACAUUUUAGAUCAAAUUAAUUGCAUAACAUUUUGUCUCUCACAACAGCAAGCAAUUAAAAAGGGCGACUUCUUCUUCAUCCGAGGCUGUUUUGAUGCUUUCAUAAGUAGCGUUUUUUACGUGGCGAGCCCCAAACACAGCGCACAACCCUGGGGAUAGAUGUUUUGCCUUUCACUUUAGCUCGCCUUUAAUCAAAUUUUUUUUGGCUACAGAAAAUGUUCUAAGACCGGAAAUCGUGAGCUGCUUGGGCCAUACAUAUGUAAAAUAAUCGUUUCUGGCCACUCUCAAGUAAAUGGUAAUCAGAGAACUUUCCUCACUUACGUGAACUUCUACAUAUGGCUGCAUCCUCCAUAAAACUACUACUAAGAGUUAUUUUAUCGAGAGCACAUCCUUUACGAAUCGAAAGCAACUGCCAUGACAAGCUGAAAAACACGAAUACCCAUUGGUCUUAUUAUUAUAGCGGCAGAAAACUUUCUUGAAAUAAUUUAAAAAAGUUCUGCCGUGUGGACAGUCUUUGGACAGAUAAAUAUCCGGCUCCCUUCCGGUUACAAAUGUAAUAUACAUAUAUCCGACAGUCGUGAGAACGAACAUGGAUUCCUGAAAACUUUUGACUAGCCAGUUACUGUCAGUAAUGCCGGUACAAUUAAUUUAAAACAAAAUUAUAAUGAAUUAUUAGCAAUUAUAUAUUAUAUUAUAAUUAUAUAAAACAAUAAUAAAAAAAUAAUAAUUAAUAUUAAUUUUUAUAAUAAUGAUAACUUUUAUUAAAUUAAAAAAAAAAACAGAUAUACAUACAUACAUACAAUUAUAGCCAAAUACGAAUAAGUAUAUAUUGAAGUAGAAAUCGAAAGAUAUGUGUGUACAAGCAUCUAUGUAUGUAAAAUUUUACCAGCGACACUAUUUUAAGUUUUGUAUUACUUAUUUUUAACAUAAAGCAGUUAUUCCGAAAAAUGUUUACUUUUGCUGCAAACAAAAACGCACACACACACACAUAAUAAUGUAAUUAAUAUUGUAAAAUAAAUU